Molecule: messenger RNA, 1332 nt
Organism: Metarhizium acridum CQMa 102
Lineage: Eukaryota; Fungi; Ascomycota; Sordariomycetes; Hypocreales; Clavicipitaceae
Source: RefSeq, a predicted model, not a curated record
AUGAACGAAUUGUUUGAAGACUUUGCCAAAGCGUGCGCUCUGCGAAAUGGAUACCUGCUAGCACAGACGAUCUCGCCAGUGCCACCUCCCAAUGAACCGCACCGGCUGAAACGCAUAUGGCAGAGCACCAAUUCCCAUAGUGCCAAGGGAGACAUUAAGCAUUUUAUUAAGUCACAGACAUCUUCUCGAAAAACUAUAAGCCAUGACGAGGUCAACGGAUGGGUUGAAGUAUAUGUGGCAUACUGGAACGCAAUAGGUGAGAUUCUUGCUGGGGAGAGCGGCAAGUCCUCUUGGACUAGAGUCUAUGAGGCGUGGAAAGAGCUUACCUCCAUAUUAAUUCGAGGAUACAACAACUCUGGCUUUGAAGCAUGGACAAUUCCCACCCUCUACGUCGUUGGGAAGUAUCUGAGAUUGUUUGCUAUCAAGUCUGAUGACGAGAGAAGCCGGUCUUCCACCGACAACUCCGGGACUGCAUCGCUGAUGCAAGACGACUUUGACCCGGAACUAGAGAAGCAGGGUCAGCUUAGAGACUGCGAGCAGCAUCUGAAACGCAUAUUUACACUGUGCCUCAAUGACAGUGCGUCAUUGUCAAGAACGAUUUUGAAGACGUUGGCCGUCUAUAACGAUAAGGGAGACAUGCCGCCUUUAGAAGCGUUUCCAAGGGCUCAAAGGGUUACUUUUAAGUAUUAUGAGGGUGUUUUGUUCUUUCUCGAAGAGAACUAUGUUCAGGCAGAGAAGCACCUUAUUGAAGCAUGGCAAUUAUGCCACAAGGAUGCUAAGAGCAACGCAGAGGACAGGCGCAUCUUGACAUAUCUCAUCCCCUGCCGGCUGCUGACUAGUCACGUCCUCCCUACCAAGGCGCUCCUUCAACCGUAUCCUCGAUUGCAGGAACUGCUUUUACCACUUGCGGAGUGCAUUAAACGAGGCGAUUUACAUAAUUUCGAUCUAGCCCUACAAAGGGGUGAGGACGAGUUUGUCAAAAAACGCAUCUAUUUAACCCUAGAGCGCGGCCGUGAUAUUGCCCUGCGCAACCUAUUACGCAAGGUCUUCAUCGCCGGUGGAUUUGACGAACCCAAAGAAGGCGAAACGACCCCUGUACGCAGAACUCGAGUACCAGUCUCAGAAUUCCGAGCCGCAAUCUGCAUGGGAAGUGGCGGGGAACUCGUCGAUACAGAUGAAGUCGAGUGCCUGUUGGCCAACAUGAUCUACAAGGAUCUAAUGAAGGGAUACAUUGCUCGAGAAAGAGGAAUUGUGGUCUUAUCGAAGAAGGGCGCCUUCCCCGGAACAGGCCUGUUUGGCGCCCUUGAUGAGGAGAAGCCAAGCCAAGUCUGA